This is a messenger RNA of Carassius gibelio (silver crucian carp), 1237 nucleotides long. RefSeq names its product oligodendrocyte transcription factor 3-like. The record is from RefSeq and is a predicted model, not a curated record. NCBI's taxonomy places the organism in Eukaryota, Metazoa, Chordata, Actinopteri, Cypriniformes, Cyprinidae. Gene Ontology annotation, molecular function: protein dimerization activity. The transcript has a single exon. Bases 210 to 953 code for a protein of 247 amino acids.
UAUGCAUCUCAUUGUGUCUUUGUGAUGCUGGGGAGUAUAAAUACAGCACUGCCAGUGUCCACACACACUCAUUCCUCCUGCAGACCUACAAACUGAAUCCUCAGAGAAAGAAGCUGCAUUCUAGGUUGACUUUUUAAACUUCGAGCAAGUGGAUUGUUCUUGAGAAGACUGCACGUUCUCAUCCAAGACUUCGCGUAAACAGUUAUAAGAUGGAUUCUGAUGCAAGUUCCACAUGCAGUCGGUCUUCUUCACCCGAGCUGGCUGUGGACUCCAGCUUUUUCUCCAACAAAGUGUUUCAGGCGUACUGCACAGAUAGAGAAACAGGGCAGUCCAGGUCUGAAAAGCUAUCACAGAACACCGGAUCUGGUGGAAAGAGCCCCGCACAGGCCGAUCUCUCCAAAGACGACCUGCAAGAUCUACGACUCAAAGUGAACAGCCGCGAGCGCAAACGCAUGCACGACCUCAACCAGGCCAUGGACGGGCUUCGAGAGGUGAUGCCCUAUGCACAGGGCCCAUCCGUACGUAAGCUGUCCAAAAUCUCCACCCUGCUUCUAGCCAGAAACUACAUCCUCAUGCUGUCCAGCUCUCUGGAGGAGAUGAAGAAGCUAGUAGGUGACGUUUAUGGAGCCAGGAGUCAGAGUCACUCGGCUAGACGGGUUCUACAACCAACUUCGGCUGCUCCGGCAUCCCAGUUACAGCUGCUUUCACUUGCUCCAUCUCUGCACUCUCUGGUGGGCAACAACACCAUGCCGACAGUGGGCCAAGCCCCUCAUUCUCCACCCACGGCUGGGUAUCUGGGUUUCCCUGCUCCACCUCUUCCCAGCCUUCUGAAAGACCCUAUGCAUCUCUCCAGCGGCUACAGGCAUUUUCCCGGCAUGCCAUGCCCAUGCUCCCUCUGCCAGCCUCUCCCUGCUUCCACAGCCAGCCUGCACAGCCUCUCCAUGGGGAAGUGAUUCAGGCGAGGGUCAGGCUCCAGGCUGGAGAAGGCCGAAUUUAAAAUACAGACUCGAAAAGAACUGAAAACAUCUGGAUGUGUUGCUAAAUGUGUUGUAUACUUUGUAAAUGUCAUGUACAGAAUUUCUUUUCAAACAAGCUGCUGCUAUUUUUUUAUCAAAGAAUGUUUUUUUUUUUUUACUGUUAUAGCAUUUUUGAAUAGUCACUGUAUGAACAUAAGUGCUUCUUUGUAGCAAAAUGACAAAUGAAAAUGUAUAGUUUUGUUUCUUAAAUUAAACAUCUA